This is a messenger RNA of Pungitius pungitius (ninespine stickleback), 458 nucleotides long. RefSeq names its product small nuclear ribonucleoprotein polypeptide G (gene snrpg). The coding region runs from base 110 to 340 and encodes 76 amino acids. The transcript has 4 exons. Gene Ontology annotation, biological process: spliceosomal snRNP assembly; mRNA splicing, via spliceosome. The record is from RefSeq and is a predicted model, not a curated record. Gene Ontology annotation, cellular component: SMN-Sm protein complex; U2 snRNP; U12-type spliceosomal complex. Lineage: Eukaryota; Metazoa; Chordata; Actinopteri; Perciformes; Gasterosteidae. Gene Ontology annotation, molecular function: RNA binding.
CUUUGGACAGCUUCCGGUGAACUUCCGUUCCCCCACUGCACGUUUCCCUCCCGUUGUAUAGAGAAGCGGUAAACGUCUCCGUGUCGUUUUAAAGUAUUUUGAAGACAAAAUGAGCAAAGCGCACCCCCCCGAGUUGAAGAAGUUCAUGGACAAGAAGCUUUCACUGAAGCUGAAUGGAGGCAGACACGUGCAGGGCAUCCUGCGCGGGUUCGACCCCUUCAUGAACCUGGUGGUGGACGAGUCUCUGGAGAUGGGCCCAGGAGGACAGCAGAACACCAUCGGCAUGGUGGUGAUUCGAGGAAACAGCAUCAUCAUGUUGGAGGCCUUGGAGAGAGUAUGAGGAGAGUCAUCCACACCUUUUCACUUUGUUUUGUAACCAGCCCAUCCGAUCAUAGACCGUUCUGUUUGGAUAUAUUUUGAAAUGCGUUAUCCUGUGAAUAAAUGCCUUUUUCUUUGUG